AGAUAAGGUACACAAAAUUUACAAUUGAAUUUCUGAUUUAAUGGUACAAUUAUUAAAGGCACUGACUACUCUAGUGCAUACUACCUACUAUGAUAACUAAAGGUCAGGAAUCUAAUGCGACAAUAGAAUAUAAAGUUGUUCCCCCCGAUGGUGGGUGGGGUUAUAUCGUCGCAAUAGCAACCACGGUAAUUUUCAUUUCUACGUGUGCACCAGUCGCUGCUUUUGGACUAAUUUAUGGAAAGUUUUUGGAUUCCGUUGGUGACGAAACAACUGGAACGACAUUGGCAACUGGUUUCUUUAACACCGUUAGUUCAUUUAUGGGUUUAGCAACAAACAUUCUUCUUAAUAGAUAUUCGUAUAGACAAGUGGCCCUGGCUGGAUCGGCAAUAUUUAUCAUCGGAGCAGUUAAUGUAAUUUUUUCAAAAACUAUGAUUCAAUUUCUUUUAUUCUAUGGAGUCGUUCAAGGUAUAGGCUUCGGUUUAUUGAUGCCGUCUUCAUUUUCUGCAAUGAACUGUUAUUUUGACAAUAAAUUGUCUGUGAUGAUGAGUUUAUCGCAAACGUUCCUUAUUGCUGCCUAUAUGAGUGCACCGCCACUGGCAACGAUUUCUAUCGAAUAUUUAGGUUUCAAAGGAACGUUAAUACUGAUAGCGAACUUAAGCGUUUUGAGCUUCCCUUCGGCUUUAUCAUUUCGCCCUGCCCAAUCGAAUAUAGGAAAGAUCUCAAUUGACACAUUUGAGCUCAAUAAUGGUCCUGCUAUUGGUAAAAUCAACUUAAGACAACGAGCUUUAUCGUUGGGGAAUGAAAUGCUAUAUUCUCAAAUGCAACCUUUAGUGAAUACCAAUAUGAACAAGGCUAAUUAUCCUAGCGAAAAAUUUGUAAACAGGAAAUUAUCUCGAGAUGUUGAGGUUUAUAUUCGUAAGCCAAGAAUGUCCGUAGUAAGUCUUGGUGAUAGAAGUGCGGCGAUUCCCAUUGAUUCUAUUUUGGAAAACCUCGAGGACAAAUCAUUUUGCAAAUCUCUCUUGGAGUCCAUGGAUAUGUCGCUAUUAAAAAAUCUGCAAUACCUUAAUGUCAGUAUCGGCGUAGCAUUAUCAUAUACAGCCGAUGUGUCAUUUUUUCCAAUAAUUCCUUUAAUUUUGACUAAUAUAGGAUAUUCCUCAUCUGAUAUAGCACUGGCCAUAUCUAUUUAUUUUGGAUCUGAUUUGGCGGCUAGAUUAAUUUUUUCAGUUGUAUCCGGAUUAGUUGAAUUUAAUAGCAGACAUGUGCUACUUAUGGGAUCAUUUCUAAGUGCUAUUUUUAGGUUUGUAUUUGUUGGAAGCGAUUCGUAUAUUUUAAAAAUAACGUCCCUUGUUAUAUUGGGUUCCAUGCGUUGCACUGUACAAACAGUGAUGCCAUUGGUAUUUUCUGAACAAUACCCCGAUAUAUUUGCAACCGCUUUUUCUUUGUUUAUGGUCGUCAAUGGAACAAUUGGUUUGGUGACUGCCCCGCUAAUGAGUUACAUCAAAUCCUGGACAGACAGUGAUCUUUUGGUUUGCCAUAUCCUCACAAUCAUGUAUCUAAUCUGCGUCGUAUCUUGGUUAUUGGAAAUGUGGUACUAUAGGUUAAAAGAAAAAAGGGGAACAACUUGAAUAUACCAGCAUGACGAAAUGAAUGUUUUUAUUAUAUUGUGUAUAAUUGCAAUUGCAUGGUGUAUAAUACAUGCUCAUAGAGAAGUACGACGUUGAAAUCUAAAAGUAUUAUAUAAUUUGUGGCAUGGAAAACUACUCUACGAGGUUGAAAAAUUUUGAAACUUGAAAAAUAAAAAUGUGCACAAUUGGUUUGACUUACAGCGACGCAUUAACUACUCAUCCCUAUGCUUAGAUCUUCAAAAAUAUAUAUGCUUCAGAAUUGUGGGCAACAAAGAGCGAAUA
Molecule: messenger RNA, 1907 nt
Organism: Cylas formicarius (sweet potato weevil)
Lineage: Eukaryota; Metazoa; Arthropoda; Insecta; Coleoptera; Brentidae
Product: monocarboxylate transporter 9-like
Exons: 8
Coding region: 90-1625 (511 amino acids)
Biological process (GO): transmembrane transport; monocarboxylic acid transport
Molecular function (GO): monocarboxylic acid transmembrane transporter activity
Source: RefSeq, a predicted model, not a curated record